GCAUUGCCUCGAGCCCAUCUGAAGAAAAGUGUAUGGGCCUCCGCGACCCAGCUAGACGCCGCUCUCCCUCCUCCGGUCCUCCCCCAAACCCUCGCCGCCGCAGCCUCGACGCCGCCGGAGCGCCGGCCGGGCAGAAUCUCGCCCGACUCCAUGGACUACGACAGGCUGAACUCCCCGAGCACGUCGGCGAUCACGCUGGAGCUGAUGGGCCACCGCCUGCAUAUUUCUCAGGACCCUAACUCGAAGCACCUCGGCACGACGGUAUGGGACGCGUCGAUGGUGUUCGCCAAGUUCCUGGAAAAGAAUAGCAGGAAAGGUAGGUUUUGUCCGUCUAAACUGAAAGGGAAAAGGGCGAUUGAGCUAGGAGCUGGUUGCGGUCUAGCCGGGCUCGGAAUGGCAUUGCUGGGUUGUGACGUCGUUACGACCGACCAGGUUGAGGUGCUCCCGCUGCUCAUGAGGAAUGUUGAACGCAACAAAUCGUGGAUUGCGCAGUCUAAUUCUGACUCAGGCUCCUUUGGCUCAGUUACGGUUGCAGAAUUGGAUUGGGGAAACAAAGAACAUAUCAGAGCCGUUGAACCUCCAUUCGAUUACAUCAUUGGAACUGAUGUCGUUUAUUCAGAACAUCUAUUGCAACCUCUACUCGAGACAAUUAUUGCACUAUCUGGUCCUAAGACGAAGGUGCUGCUAGGAUACGAGAUCCGUUCCACCACUGUCCAUGAGCAGAUGAUGGAAAUGUGGAAAAUCAACUUUAAUGUGAAAACUAUAUCCAAAUCAAAGAUGGAUGCUAAAUAUCAACAUCCUAGCAUAAAUCUUUACAUGAUGGACCUCAAAGCUUCGUCGGUCUCCGAGACCGGACCCAACAGCAAUGGGAGCACCGAGGAGGAGGAGGACGAUGCCUCCAACCCGGGAGAAGACGAAGACCCCGGAGUGAAGGCUGAACCUUGUACGGCUUCAAAAGAAGACGCGGACGACUGGGAAAUCAGGAGGUCCGGGGCCAUGGCUGCAAGACUUCUCAAGGAUGUCAGGCUAACAUGAGACUGAAUAUGUUGAACUCUACCCAGUUUGAUGUUGUACUUUUCUCUGUGUGUGCGUGGGCACAUGGUGGUGUUGUUGUCUUGAACAUUUAUUCUUGAGUUGCAGUUUAAUUUACUGGUCCUAUUCAGUUGCUAUAUGACACAAAGUUGAUCUUGAUUUA
Messenger RNA from Hordeum vulgare subsp. vulgare (domesticated barley), 1195 nucleotides. RefSeq names its product protein N-lysine methyltransferase METTL21A. The coding region runs from base 151 to 1035 and encodes 294 amino acids. The record is from RefSeq and is a predicted model, not a curated record. The transcript has 9 exons. NCBI's taxonomy places the organism in Eukaryota, Viridiplantae, Streptophyta, Magnoliopsida, Poales, Poaceae.